AUAUCGGCCCACACUUAGCGUACAAUACAAACAGGCAACACCGCAACAGUAGUACGUUAACGUGGGCAAAUUUCAGAUCAACCAAAUGUUUAAAUUCUUUUUCUUUUGGAGUUCAGUUUCGGUUACCUUCUUCUUCGUCAAGGCAUGAAUGCGCGAUUAAAUUGAAGUGAAAACAGAGGAGAAUUAUUCGGAGCAGUAUCACUUAUCAUUUCACCGAAAUUUGCUGGAAUAGCGACAAGAGUUUCAUUACAAAAUCCAUAAUUAAUCGGACCUGCACAAAAUCAGAAUCAAUCUGGUCUUCUGGAAAUAAUUUUAGUGAGGCGUUUUUGGCGAUCAAUUGAUUCAAUCAGAACCCUUAUUUUCAAGUAAAAAUGGGGAAUGAUUGGCAACGAAAAUGGGGAAACGUGAGAUCUUUCUUGGGAAAUGCAACGGGAGGUUUAAGAGGCGGUUCCAAUUUAGCUUCGUGGGUAGUAGCUGGUACUUUAGCUUAUUUUCUCUGGAUUAAACCUUCUCAAGAUCUCAAGCGUCAACAAGAGGAACGGGCUGCACUUGCUGCGGCAACGCCAGAUCCUUAUAGGUACAUUGAGAAGCGCAAACCCGUUCCUGAUCCUCAGGAAACUGGGUUAAGAUACGGCAACAAGAAUAAACCCAAAGAAUCUGAGUGAGGGUUUUGAAAAUAUUGCUCUUUCUUGUAAGUUAACAAGUGUUGUUGGACGUUGGUGUUCUUCUUACUUGAGCUGUGAAUUAUAAAUACGAGAUUGUAGUUUGUCACUGGUGUGUGUAGCUUCUUGGCCAGUUAAAUUUUGUGAAUUCAUAUAUAUUGCUUUAACUUAGUGAGAUAUGCCUAUACUGUUAGCUGAUUUGGCAUUUGAGAAGAGUGUUCAUCAUUGUUUCACUCACAUAAUACUUCCAAGGGUACUAAUGUUGUAUGAAAACUUGUGUUUGCGCUCCUGAUGGUUAGAUCAUACUUUUUGUAACGAAUAAAUAAAAUGAACCUUUGAAAUUGA
Beta vulgaris subsp. vulgaris (sugar beet) is the source of this 1007-nucleotide messenger RNA. RefSeq lists its product as hypothetical. The transcript is spliced from 3 exons. NCBI's taxonomy places the organism in Eukaryota, Viridiplantae, Streptophyta, Magnoliopsida, Caryophyllales, Amaranthaceae. The record is from RefSeq and is a predicted model, not a curated record. The coding region runs from base 372 to 665 and encodes 97 amino acids.